GUUAAAGCGUAGUCAAUGAUUCGAGGUUUAAUUACUAUUCCACUUUUAAAGAGGCCCUGUUAAGCAACCUUGGUUUGUGGAUAAUUACUGCAGUCUUAAAGUCAAGAAAAUCACAAACCAAAUAUGACCGAAGAAUAAACAGCAUUUGCAACAGACAACUGAUUAGCUUCAAUGACAGAACAUUCAUUAAUAUUACAACUUUCAGGAGCUGAAGCUGACAACCUAAUAGUCAUGAUAAUGACUUCCCACCCCAAUACCAGGAAACGAAUGAUACAGAACGACAAAAGUGGAGUCAUGUGUUCAGCAAAAGCAAGCGACGCUAACGUUUGCAAAACUAUUUGACUGCAUGGUUCCCAGUGUAGUUUGAUAUAAAGCACAUAAACCAGUCUAGCAAAUGUUUUUCCAAUAUGUCUGGCUAAACACACCCAGAAGUGGACUCGGAUUAUUCACAUUUCAUAAACAUCAUUGAUACAGAAAACAAAAGACUGAUCUGAAUAGUUCUUGGCAACCAAGUCUUUGAUAAAAUGAAAGUGAAAGUGCGUGCCUCGACACAUUCACUAGCCAUCAUCGGUCUCAGCUCAUGAAUGUUUUAUCUGGGCCUGUGGAAAUUAUUAACUGUUUUACUACAGUGAAACCUCUCAAAACCGGACCGUCUGUAAACCGGAAUUCCUCCAAAACCGGACAUUUUUCAUGGUCCUUUUUGAAAAAUUAUUACAAAAAUUAACAUCUCUAAACUGGAUACCUCUUAAAACCGAAUAUUUUACUCGACCCCGAGGGUGUCCAGUUUAGAGGGGAUUCAUUGUAUAUUGUAAACAUAGAGGACUAGCCAAAGCUUCUGUAAGGGCCAGUGACUUUCUUAAACAUUUGUCAAACACUGAAAAGUGAAAGUAGAUGAGCUGUAAUCAGGUGAGUAUUCUCGACCACUGAUCAGUGAUUAAUCUAAACAUGUUGAAGACCAAUGAACACGUCAGUGAUCCAGUUAAAACUGAAACGGCACAUUGUUCUGCUGUGUUGAAAACUACUGGAGAAUGCGUGAACAGCUCUACGACAGAAUACACUAAAGAUUUCAACCGGCCUUUGUGUAUGAAGUUAAAUUCUCCAGGUACUAACGGGAAUAUUUCUUACGUCGCAAAUACACCCAAAUAUUCAGAUUCUUGUAACUAUGGUGGAAAUGAAAAUGGUAAUGAAACAAAAUCAAAUACAUCUGUCAAACAUGACAAUUCGAGUGUCUCGGAUUUCCUACGUAAUGAUAUGUUAAAUAAUGUGAAAAAAGAAUCUGAUAAUCAUUUAGCUCAUGCAAAAACUGAAAUGUCUGUAUCCACGAAAGUUAAACAGAAUGAAAAGGCACCAACAGGUCAGAUUGGAAAUAAACAGUCAGCUACAGAAUUUGAUGAAUCGGACUCUGGCGUUUCAGAAAAUUCAAAUAACCAGACACCUGUAUCAUGUGAACUGGUUGAAGGAAUUGAGACAUGUACAUAUCGGGUUACAAUUAAUGAGUUCGAUGCUGAAUAUCACGAAUCAAAUUUUAAUAAUUCAGAACAUUCAGAUCAGACCCCAAGUAAAAAAUACUGCUUGAGGAAAACUCGAAAAUUAAAAGAUGGAGAUACAAAAAUUAGAAAAACUGAAACAAAAAACCAGAUAAAAUCUUCUAAAGUAAAAAUCUGGAAUCGACCGACGGGUUUGGAAGGUGAAACAAAUACACCAGAUUCAAAAAAUAAAAGUAUUAAAAAAAGGAAAAGAAAAGGAAAGACUCAGUCUGAAAAGAAAUGUUGUGACUUGCCAAAUGGCCCACAAGAAGAUGAUAACAAAAAGAGAUAUCAGUGUCACAUCUGUGGAAAAUUACUAAAAUCGUCGAGUGCCGUCAACGUUCAUCAGCGAGUCCACACUGGAGAGAAACCAUUUUCGUGUACCGUAUGCAAUAAAAGCUUUUCCGUCAAGGAAUCGCUGAACCGUCACCUCCGAACUCACACGGGCGAAAAACCGUAUGUCUGUAGUUUCUGCGGCGAGUCUUUUGGCCAGGCCGCGUCGCUCAAGCGCCACCUGGGUCGUCACACAGGUAACUACCCGUUCAAAUGUCACAUGUGCGACAAGCGUUACAUCCAGCAUUCGGAUCUGAUUGGACACCUGCGAUCACACGAAGGCUUGAAGAGGGAGAAGCUGUGGACGUGCGAGGUGUGUGGGUCGGGCUUCGUUAGCACGCGCAAUCUCAUCAGACAUGUCAAGUGGGUGCACAUCGCAGACAAGCCGUUUGUGUGCGACAUCUGUGGGAAAGGUUUCGUCGAGUUGGGCAAACUUUCAGCUCACCAGCGAUACCAUACAGGAGAACGGCCAUUCAAGUGUACGAUUUGUGAUCGGGGGUUUGUCGACAAGAGUUACCUGCGUGAGCACGUGAAGCUGCACGAAGACAAGGGCAAGAAGACCUUCAAGUGCAGGAUGUGUGACAAAGACUUUUCCUCUUCAAAGAGCCUAUACCGCCACGUCCGAACCAUCCACACCAAGGAGGAAGUCUACACCUGUAACAUUUGCUGGAAAAGUUUCGGUCAGUCGGGAAAUCUGAAAAUCCAUCGCCUUCGUCACCACAAGGCGGAAUAUAUCAAGCCUGGAUCGAAGUUUCUGGAUGAUUUCGACGAAGAGGAGGACAUUUAUGAACAAUACGUUAUCCAGCAGAACAAGAUCUUUAUUGAGAAAUCGUCACAGGUUGAUUCGUGUAGCGUCAGUUGUCGUUUAGAAAGUAGUACUAGCGAGAACCACAAUUUGAAGACUUUUACAAACAUUACUCGGGAAGAUAUUCUCAAAAAGUUUGCCCGCCCCAAAUCACAGACUUCAUCAGCGGAAAGCAUUGGAAGUGUUUUUGUUGUAAGAGAGGAUGACAAGAAAUUGUGCUUAAACGAUGAUGGUAAAUUUGACGAUAAAGAGCUGAAAGAAUUGGAUGGUGAUGAAGUUAAAAGUUUGAAGGAUACAGCUGAUGACAGUAACUAAAGUUCGAACCACAUUGUCAACAACUGUGAUAAAUUACUCUUCUACCUUUAAUUACCGUUAGAUUGGCCCCACACAUUGUCCAAACACAGAUCAUGAAAAAAACCCAUUACAGUGACAAAGUUUGACUUCGCUGAGAUCUCCUAGAACAAAACAGGCAAUUUGUUUCCUAUCUGCCAUUUUGUGUUUUUAUGGAAUACUCUCCAAGAGUGGUGAAAGGAUGUGAUGUAAUCCAACAACCUCGGGGCGAAACGUAGCCCAGUGGUAAACCACUCGCUUGAUAUGUGGUCAGUCUGAGAUCAAUCUCAGUAGGUGGGCCCAUUGGGCUAUUUCUCGCUCCAGCCAGUGCACCAUGACUGGUAUAUCAAAGACCGUGGUAUGUGCUAUCCUGUCUGUGGGAUGGUGCAUA
This is a messenger RNA of Gigantopelta aegis, 3385 nucleotides long. RefSeq names its product zinc finger protein 419-like. The record is from RefSeq and is a predicted model, not a curated record. The coding region runs from base 946 to 2979 and encodes 677 amino acids. The transcript has 3 exons. Lineage: Eukaryota; Metazoa; Mollusca; Gastropoda; Neomphalida; Peltospiridae.